GCUCAGCUGCAUGCGCAUGCCAUGCACUGAAUGGACCGGUCAGCUUAAUAAACUUACAUAAUGUGAUGCAACUUUAUUUAACCUUCGUCAUAUUCAUUUAGUUGUGAAUUGGCAUAAAGGGUAUUUUGUCAUCUUUGGUCAAGAUCUGAGACUUUCGUGUAUUUUCUGGUAUCCUGUUAACUAGCAGUUUGUGCAACUACAAGUGCAACUACAAAACAGCACCGGUACCACACAGUCUUAAGCUAAGCCUACUUGUACAUACAUACCUGUGUCUUUGAUUGGAAAAAUGGCCAGCAGAAGCUUCAACGAGGAGAUGGAAUUUCUCGAGAGGAUGUCUGACUGUUGUUGGAGGAUAAAGAAAGGAUUUGUGCCUAACAUGCAGGUUGAAGGUCACUUCUAUGUCAACAAACAUUUAGAGACAUUAAUGUUGGAUGAGCUUCGCAACUCGUGCAGAAAUCAGGGAAUGGGAGGGUUUCUUCCCGGAGUGAAGCAGAUUGCAAACGUGGCAGCCUUGCCUGGUAUCGUUAAAGGAUCCAUUGGUCUACCUGAUCUCCACUCGGGCUAUGGCUUUGCAAUAGGCAAUAUGGCUGCCUUUGACAUGGGCAACCCGGAUUCUGUAGUGUCUCCAGGCGGUGUGGGAUUCGACAUCAACUGUGGCGUGCGUCUUAUCAGAACAAACUUGACGGAAAAAGAUGUCAACCCGGUUAAAGAGCAGUUAGCACAGUCUCUGUUUGAUCAUAUUCCUGUAGGGGUGGGCUCAAAAGGUGUAAUACCUAUGGGUGUAAAGGACCUGGAAGAAGCUCUGGAAAUGGGAAUGGACUGGUCAUUACGAGAAGGCUAUGCAUGGGCAGAAGACAAAGAACAUUGUGAAGAAUACGGACGAAUGCUUCAGGCUGACCCCACAAAGGUCAGCACACGAGCCAAGAAAAGAGGAUUACCGCAGGUUUGCACGCUAUGUUUUAUAUUCUGUAAUCAUUAUGCUGAGAUUCAAGUCGUGGAUGAAAUCUAUGACAACCAUACAGCACAGAAGAUGGGCAUCGAACGCAAGGGACAGGUGUGCGUCAUGGUCCAUAGUGGUAGUCGAGGUUUUGGACAUCAGGUAGCCACAGAUGCAUUAGUACAAAUGGAGAAGGCAAUGAAACGUGAUAAGAUCAUUGUAAACGACAGGCAGCUUGCGUGCGCACGUAUCCACUCACAAGAAGGUCAGGACUACUUGAAGGCGAUGGCCGCCGCUGCAAACUUUGCAUGGGUAAAUCGCUCAAGCAUGACAUUCCUCACAAGACAGGCAUUUGCAAAGCAGUUUCACUCGAAUCCUGACGAUCUUGACAUGCAUGUUAUCUAUGAUGUUUCACAUAAUAUCGCUAAAGUGGAAGAACAUAUGGUAGAUGGUGAGCAGAAGACGUUACUGGUCCAUCGCAAAGGCUCCACGCGUGCAUUCCCCCCGCAUCAUCCUCUAAUUCCAGUUGAUUACCAGUUAACAGGACAGCCAGUGUUGAUUGGAGGAACAAUGGGUACUUGCAGCUAUGUAUUGACAGGAACUUACAAAGGCAUGCAAGAAACCUUUGGCACAACAUGCCAUGGAGCGGGACGUGCAUUAUCACGGGCCAAGUCCCGACGGAAUAUUGACUAUCAGCAGGUUCUUGACAAGCUCUCUGGGCAGGGAAUCUCAAUCAGAGUUGCAUCACCGAAGUUGGUCAUGGAGGAGGCUCCAGAAUCAUACAAGAAUGUUACAGAUGUCGUGGACACGUGCCAUGCUGCCGGUAUCAGCAAGAAGGCGAUUAAGCUUCGUCCGAUCGCUGUCAUUAAAGGUUGAAGUUCAGCAAAAUGCAGAGUGCCAAAACUGAUGCUUAAACCGUGCACUCUCAUUUAGUGAACCGUGAAAAACUUCACUCGAUUCUUAAUUCAAGGAACGUUUAAUAAUUUGAAGAAAAAAAAACCUUUUUAGGAGGUAGUUCUCACUUCCUGUUUUGUUUAACCUUUGUUGUAAACAAGGACUAUUUUAUUAUUAGGGGAAGUCCCUUAUGAUGGUUAUUUAAACAUUUAGAUUUUGUUUUCAGGAAAAUAUUUAUAAGCACUAACCAGUGAUUAUAAUUCAUUGAUUAGAAUAGGAUAUAACACAAGCAGAGUGGCUAGACCAACUAUAUAACAAUCAAUUACAGUAGAACCUCUAUUAAGGAGAAAUC
This is a messenger RNA of Anneissia japonica, 2183 nucleotides long. RefSeq names its product tRNA-splicing ligase RtcB homolog. The record is from RefSeq and is a predicted model, not a curated record. Lineage: Eukaryota; Metazoa; Echinodermata; Crinoidea; Comatulida; Comatulidae. Gene Ontology annotation, biological process: tRNA splicing, via endonucleolytic cleavage and ligation. Bases 287 to 1813 code for a protein of 508 amino acids. Gene Ontology annotation, molecular function: RNA ligase (ATP) activity. Gene Ontology annotation, cellular component: nucleus; tRNA-splicing ligase complex. The transcript is spliced from 14 exons.